Messenger RNA from Cydia strobilella, 1143 nucleotides. RefSeq lists its product as uncharacterized. The coding region runs from base 1 to 1143 and encodes 380 amino acids. The transcript is spliced from 2 exons. The record is from RefSeq and is a predicted model, not a curated record. Lineage: Eukaryota; Metazoa; Arthropoda; Insecta; Lepidoptera; Tortricidae.
AUGACGCCUAAACGGGUUCCGUACGAAACUGUUAUCUGUGGUGUUGAGGAGGCAAUAACGCGUAACAAGGUGCCGUCGUGUGACGCGGAUACGUUAAGACAGGAUGUUGCCGUUAUUCUAAGGAAAGCCAAACUGCCAAAGAGUAACAUCACCGCGGAGGAGCGAUCAGCCCUUGGGGAUCUGAGGAAAAAUGAGGACAUCCUGGUUCUUAAGGCUGACAAGGGGAACGCCACUGUAGUGAUGGACUCAACGGACUACGAUAGCAAGAUACGACACUUACUGGAUGACGGUCUCGUUUACAAGUCUGUGUCAUACAAUCCUACUGCCAGGGUCACUCGUCGCAUCAGGGCUGUUAUCAGAGACAACAGAGGAUUGUUCGAGGAAGAUGUCUUCAAUCGUUUGUACAAACCUAAGAUUGUACAACCACCUAAAUUGUACGGAUUGCCGAAGGUACAUAAAACGAACGUGCCUUUGCGGCCUAUCGUAAGUCAAAUCUCAUCUCCUACUUACGAUCUUGCGAAGCAUGUUGCGUCGGUAUUGCAACCGCUUGUAGGUGGGACGCCAUCUUUUGUGAAGGAUUCUCGUCACUUUAUAGACAUUCUCAAGGGUAUAACGCUGGAACCGGACGACAUCAUGGUGAGUUUCGACGUUGAGUCGCUCUUUACCAAUGUUCCCGUAAAGGAGUGCCUUGAAGUGGUCAGAGGGAAACUGAGCGAUGGUGGAAUAUCGGAGUCGGUCAUGGUGUUGCUGAGAAACUGCUUAGAAGGUAGCUAUUUUUUGUAUAAUGGGAAGCAUUACCUCCAGAUCGAUGGUGUGGCCAUGGGUAGCCCUGUAGCACCGGUUUUGGCAAAUAUCUGGAUGGAGCAUAUCGAAGCCAGUAUAGACCUGCAGCCAUGGGCAGUAAAGUUGUGGAAGAGAUAUGUUGAUGAUGUUUUCUGUGUUAUGAAAGGUGGAAAGCAGGAAGUGGAGCAACUACUCCAAUAUUUGAAUUCAAUUCAUCCUAAGAUAAGAUUCACGUAUGAAUUAGAAUCACAGCGCAGUUUGCCUUUUCUGGAUGUCAAAGUGAUUGGUCGAGUCGACGGAACCCUGACGCAUACUGUAUACAGGAAGCCAACUCACACGGAUAGAUUGGAUUGCACCUGA